This is a messenger RNA of Drosophila ficusphila, 1150 nucleotides long. RefSeq names its product protein obstructor-E. Gene Ontology annotation, cellular component: extracellular region. Gene Ontology annotation, molecular function: chitin binding. Lineage: Eukaryota; Metazoa; Arthropoda; Insecta; Diptera; Drosophilidae. The transcript has 6 exons. The coding region runs from base 77 to 1081 and encodes 334 amino acids. The record is from RefSeq and is a predicted model, not a curated record.
AAAACUGAUUCCCGAUCCGAUCCGAUCGCACAGUUAAGUCCGAGAGGUAAACGCGUGCGCACCUCGAACUUGGUUUAUGUCGGCUAACGAAAUGGCGUUUGUGAAAAUUUGCAUAUUUGCUUUGGCUUUGGCCGUGGGUUUGACCGCAACACUUGCCCAGGAGCCUCGCGGUGGCUUCCGGGGCAGCAACAGCCAGUUCCGCGUGGGUCCCGGCCAUCCACCCUCCCAAAGGCACCUGCCCCCUCGAAGCCGCGAUCCCGUCCAGGAGGCAUCGAUUGUGCCCAAGAACAAGCAGACCGCCAAGGAGAAGGAGUACGAGCCCACCGAGGAGUGCCCCGAGCCCAAUGGCUUCUAUCCGGACAGCAAGCAGUGCGACAAGUACUACGCCUGCCUGGACGGUGUGCCCACGGAGCGCCUUUGUGCCGAUGGCAUGGUCUUCAACGACUACACUCCCAUCGAGGAGAAGUGCGAUCUGCCCUACAACAUUGACUGCAUGAAGCGAACGGCGCUACAAACGCCACAACCUUCUCUUCAUUGUCCAAGGAAGAAUGGUUACUUCGGUCACGAGAAGCCCGGAAUCUGCGACAAGUUUUACUUCUGUGUGGAUGGCCAGUUCAACAUGAUCACCUGUCCAGCUGGUCUGGUCUUCAAUCCCAAGACGGGCAUCUGUGGUUGGCCAGAUCAGGUUGGCGUCACCGGUUGCAAGUCGGAGGACGUCUUCGAUUUCGAGUGCCCCAAGGUGAACGAGAGCAUUGCGGUGACCCAUCCACGGUACGCCGAUCCAGAUGAUUGCCAGUUCUUCUACGUCUGCGUCAAUGGAGAUCUUCCGAGGAGGAAUGGCUGCAAGUUGGGUCAGGUCUUCGACGAGGAGAAGGAAACCUGCGACUGGGCGCGCAAGGUGCCCGAUUGUGCUGACUGGUACAAGGGCCGCCUGACCGACAAGGAGCUGGAUGAGCUGGAGAACCCGAAGCCGAAGACCACGACCACCAAGAAGCCACCUCGUGUGCGCGGCCAGUCGCGGAGGAAGCCCCAGCCCAAGCGAGUGGAUCCGGAGGAGGAGAAGGAGGAGGAGGUGGCCUGAUCCCUGACUGUAUUAGUCUUAAGUGAAUCCCACUGAUUGUCACCAUUAAAAGCGUGCAGGAGGUCUAAA